AAAUUCACGACAAUUAGCGACAAGCUCACGUACCUGCGUACGUUGGGAAUCGGUACGUCGAUACGAUUAAAGAUAUCGUUAGAAAAUUUUCAAGUGACGAGCCAGUUAUUCGCAAUUUGUCGUCGCGGAGAGGCUUCUGCACGGAUUAGAACGAAUCUGAUAUGGAUGUAGACUCAAACGACAGCAGCAGAGAUACAGAUACAUGCGAGACGAACGCCCAGCGUUUGAUUGCCGAAAGCGGCGGCCGAUGCAUGAGCACGCAAGCUAUGCAAUCUUUGUAUGACUUUCGACAGAACAAUCUUCUAUGCGAUGCUGUUUUGAGACUCGAAGAUGGAGGCGUCUUUCCGAUUCACCGAGCUAUCUUGUCGGCCUGCAGUCCGUACUUCAGAACUUUAUUCACAACCUCGUUGCAUUCCCGCGAAAAAACUGACGUCCUUUUACCGGGUGUCAGCAGCAACAUGAUGAAUCUUCUUCUGGAAUACGCCUAUUUGCGAUCGAUUAACGUGAACAACGAGAAUGUGUGCCAAUUGCUGGUCACCGCGGAUUAUUUAAACAUUCUGGGCGUUCUUGAUCUCUGCUGCGAGUUCCUCAAGCAAAAUCUAGCCCCGGAAAAUUGCAUCACCGUCAUGAGAUUUGCCCGAGAACAUUUUUGCAAGGGAUUGGAGAACAGCGCGUAUCAUUACGUUAUGAGACACUUUGUGCAGGUAGCCCAUCGAAGCGAUGAAAUUCUAGAUUUGCCGAUAGAAGAGUUAACGACGCUGAUCGGGGCCGACGAGCUGAACGUUAAGAGCGAGGACACGGUUUGGGAGCUGGUGCUGAAAUGGAUCGAUUACGAUCCAGAAUCUCGAAAGAAUUACAUAGUCGAUUUGAUGAAGAACAUUCGCCUCGGUCUAUUGGACACGCAGUUCUUUCUGGAGAAUGUAAAGGAUCACCCAUACGUUACCGGAAACGACGCGUGCCGACCCAUUAUCAUUGAGACUUUAAAAUUUUUGUACGACCUCGAAAUCAUCACUCAAAAAGACGGAGAAAUACCGACGCCGAAAAUUGCACGACCCAGAGUACCUCACGAGAUACUGUUCGCUAUAGGUGGAUGGAGUGGUAGAAGCCCUACAAAUUUCAUAGAGACCUACGACACCAGGGCGGAUCGAUGGGUCAAGGUGGAAGAAGUAGAUCCGGUCGGUCCUCGAUCGUAUCACGGAACUGCGGUGGUCGGUUUUAAUAUUUACGUAAUUGGUGGCUUCGAUGGAGCAGAUUAUUUUAAUAGCUGUCGUUGCUUCAACGCUGUCACUAAAGUCUGGAGAGAAGUUGCCCCGAUGAAUGCCAGAAGGUGUUACGUUAGCGUAGCUGUACUGAAUGACCUGAUUUACGCGAUGGGAGGUUACGAUGGGUACUAUCGACAGAGUACAGCAGAACGUUACAAUUACAAGACGAAUCAAUGGUCCCUAAUAGCACCCAUGAUUUGCCAAAGAUCGGACGCCAGUGCAACUACUUUGAAUGGCAAAAUUUACAUCACGGGCGGCUUCAACGGUCACGAAUGCUUAAAUUCUGUGGAAGUGUACGAUCCAGAAAGCAAUCAAUGGACGCUGAUAGCUCCAAUGAGAUCGCGCAGAAGCGGAGUAUCUUGCAUAUCUUAUCACAACCACGUAUACGUGAUCGGAGGUUUUAACGGAAUAUCCAGAAUGUGCAGCGGAGAAAAAUACAAUCCUACGACGGAUAUGUGGAGUCCGAUUCCGGACAUGUAUAAUUCGCGCAGUAAUUUCGCGAUCGAAGUAAUCGACGACAUGAUAUUCGCGAUCGGUGGAUUCAACGGUGUUACUACGAUUUAUCACGUCGAAUGUUACGACGAAAAGACAAACGAAUGGUACGAAGCAACAGACAUGAACGUGUAUCGCUCAGCAGUGUCAGCCUGCGUGAUAAUGGGAUUACCAAACGUGAACGAUUAUAUUCACAAGCAUCGCGAACGUCUGAUGGAGGAGAAACGACAGAAGUUGUUGGCACUGGAGGUGCACCGAAGUCAACACCAACAUCAAGAACAAACACAACCAAACCGUGAAAAUUUGAUAAACGAGAUUAUACCCGCGCCGCCUCCGUUGCCAGGGAGUAACAAUUCUAGCAACGAAAGUCGACAAAAUUGA
Colletes gigas is the source of this 2135-nucleotide messenger RNA. RefSeq names its product kelch-like protein 10 (gene klhl10). Gene Ontology annotation, molecular function: protein binding. The record is from RefSeq and is a predicted model, not a curated record. The transcript has 8 exons. Lineage: Eukaryota; Metazoa; Arthropoda; Insecta; Hymenoptera; Colletidae. Bases 162 to 2135 code for a protein of 657 amino acids.